ACACAAACUAAAAGUAAACUUCCCAGAUAGAAAAAAAAAAUGAAAUUGUCAAUGCACAUUGCAGUAUUUUUGGCCGGAUGGACCCUUUAUGUAGAUGCUGUAGAGGAACAUCAGACUAAUUCAGUGCAUGAUGUCUGUGAUUUAUUAACGUCCCUCUCUGUUGAAGGUCAAAUGUUGACACGAUUUAACGGUGUGAUUUUUAAUGAUUUCAAAACUGGAAAGAAUGCUAUAUCAGAAGGACCUUUAGCCAUUGGAGGAUCAUUUAGAGGAGACAACGCAAUGAUUAAUCAACGAAACGAGCUUUCCUGUGGAGCCGAGACAGAAUCCUCUCUUUUCGGUCAUCAUGGACUCAUUUUAAAAGGCACUACUGAAUCUGCCGUUAAGGUGAAUGGGUUUGCACAUAUUCAAGACGUGGAAAACAGCCUUGUUACUACGCCUUUAAACGAGUGUUCCGUCAAGACUGCCGCCACAAACUUUGAUUUCGAAAUAGCUCGCACACAAGCUUUGGCCAUGUCUCGUGAUUUUGCCGGUAUGUUGCCUAAUUGGAGUAUCGAUAAAAUGGGGGCUAUUGUCAACAUUGUUUCGGAAGGUAUCUCUGUCAAACAGCCGUACAACCUUUUUUCAAUGCCUGUCUAUUGUCCAGCGGGACCUAGUCAUGCCAAAAAUUAUUUCGCCUGUAAAGUCGACCAUGAUUGUGAAAUUCCUGCUCAACACUUGUCAGAUGUCCAUGCCAUGUUUUUAGGGAAAACAAGUAACUGGACCGGCCCAGUUGUACAGGACUAUCCUCAAGAUAAAUUGAUGGUGAUUAAUAUUCCUGUGACAGAUGGCCAAACAUUUGAUAUUCAAACCAAAAACCCUAGCAUAAAAAUCAAUGCAUGCAAUACAAUUUAUAACUUUUACGCUGUUGAUAAGCAAGGUCGUUAUGAACCUGAAGGAAACUUUACUUUAAAAAGAAGUACGGAAAAGUCUCUAAAUGGAAUGAUCCUUGCACCCCAAGCUCAUGUGAUUGAUAGUUCAACUGGAUCAUUUGCGGGACAGAUUAUUGCCGACUCGUAUGAAUCAAACGCUGAUGGUAUUCAAAUCCAAGAUUACCAAUCAGCUAGUACAGGAAAAUGCCAAGCUUUUGCUGGAUGUGUUUGAGAUUAUCAAGUUAUUUGAAGAAAGAAAGGAGACUGUCAAAAAACCAGCGCACAUAAUUGAAAAUGAAUAAAUAUUUUUAAAUGUCCUAAUCGCCUGAUUUAGUGCUUCAAUAAGCAAAGCUAACUACAAGUUUUCGUUUUUUUUUUAAAAAAAAAGUUUUUACAUAAUUCCUUCGAU
Mucor mucedo is the source of this 1317-nucleotide messenger RNA. RefSeq lists its product as uncharacterized. The transcript is spliced from 4 exons. Bases 40 to 1140 code for a protein of 366 amino acids. The record is from RefSeq and is a predicted model, not a curated record. NCBI's taxonomy places the organism in Eukaryota, Fungi, Mucoromycota, Mucoromycetes, Mucorales, Mucoraceae.